AUGAACAGGCUGCUGGGGAUCGUGUGUCUGUGUCUUUUACGUGUGAUCGGUGGUUGGAGCAGUGAGGUGAAUGAAGAAGACGGCUUCAUGCUGGUUGCGGGCCCUCUGACCGAGAAGGAUGUCAGAGCCUCCAGCAGUGAGGAAAAUGCUGUCUUUGAUUGCAGUCGUCCCUUACCAGCUGCUUCCAAACUGUAUUUUAAAUACCUGCAGACCAAAGGGGUCACCCACUUCAAAGUGCCACUGGCGUGGGGUAAACUUCUUCCCACGGGCCUUGCCAACUCGCCCCACCAGGCUGUGGUAAGGUGUUACCAGACUCUGCUGGAGCAGCUGCUGGAGGAGGGUCUGCAGCCUCUGGUCGUUCUCCAUGGAUCAACGGUUCCAGACUCUUUGAGGUCCAGGUACGGGGGCUGGGAGAGUCAGCGGCUGCUACAGAUGUUCCAGCAGUAUGCAGAGUUCGCUUUGAAGGAGUUUGGCCCACUGGCAGACUCAUGGGUGACAUUUAGUGACCUGGAUGAGAUUUGGCACACAGAGGAUGGCAGUCUUCUGGAGAACGUCCUUCAGCUCAACGAGAAGAUUCAUCAGUUUUACCAUCAGAACUUUCCUGACAGAGGCAAGUGA
Fundulus heteroclitus (mummichog) is the source of this 618-nucleotide messenger RNA. Its product is annotated as lactase-phlorizin hydrolase-like. The coding region runs from base 1 to 618 and encodes 205 amino acids. The transcript has a single exon. NCBI's taxonomy places the organism in Eukaryota, Metazoa, Chordata, Actinopteri, Cyprinodontiformes, Fundulidae. Gene Ontology annotation, molecular function: beta-glucosidase activity. Gene Ontology annotation, biological process: carbohydrate metabolic process. The record is from RefSeq and is a predicted model, not a curated record.